This is a messenger RNA of Egretta garzetta (little egret), 2865 nucleotides long. It is a transcript of the gene NR1H3, whose product is annotated as nuclear receptor subfamily 1 group H member 3. The record is from RefSeq and is a predicted model, not a curated record. The transcript has 11 exons. Bases 734 to 1963 code for a protein of 409 amino acids. Gene Ontology annotation, biological process: cell differentiation; negative regulation of transcription by RNA polymerase II; negative regulation of inflammatory response. Gene Ontology annotation, molecular function: nuclear receptor activity; RNA polymerase II cis-regulatory region sequence-specific DNA binding; zinc ion binding. Lineage: Eukaryota; Metazoa; Chordata; Aves; Pelecaniformes; Ardeidae.
GGGAACGGGCGGCAGCAGCAGGCGGAUGGAGCUAGCAAGCUAGAGCAGGCGCUUAGGGAGGGGAUGUCUGUUACUCGUGGCUGUUACCGUGCAUCCGAAGAGCCCCAAUUGCUGUUUGCCCUCUCCAGAGAUGCUGUCAGCAUGCAGAUGUUUACUUGCUCUGUGGUAACUUGUUUGCUUUCCUCUUCCCUUGUCUCCUCCGCUCAGCUCUGCGUUUCUCCUUCUCGUUCACCUGUUGUAUCCUGUCAACCCAGAUCACAAGCUUUCUAGGACACACACUUGUCCGCACAGCCGUCGGUUUGCAUGGUGCUGUUAAAAGGCACAGCUGGGCCCUUCACUGCAAGGCUUUUUUGAGGGAGUCUCCAACACUGAGUCACGUUUCUGACUAACCGUUUGGAUCACUGCGUGCAGCCAGUUUCUGGCUUGGCUAUGACUGCAGGUUAUGUUUGUCUGUAGGGAAGAGUCCUCUCGGUUCUGCUGCUCGUUCCAAGACCUACUAGGUGCUCCAGCGUUUCUUGAGAAAUGUGAUGAUGCAGAGGGAAGGAAGAGGAAUGAGCCAACAUGAGCUGGGAAUAACCUUUGUUUCUGUGAGACAGCUACAAGGUACUUCCUUUCUGACUUUCAGUAGCAAAGAGAAACUAAAGACCUUGAAGAAAGACACCUGCAGCCCCUUACUCGGCAGUAGCAAUGCUUCAGCGAUGAGAUUAUAGUGAGCCCUCCCUGUGUGGCCUCCAUGGGUCCCACUCAACUCAGCACACAGGAUCAUGGGAAGAGGGUGGCAAGUGUAUUUGAGAUGGAGGAGGAAGGGCUUUCGCUCUUCCCUGGCCCAGAGAACCCCCCUGAGCAUGCAGAAAAUCCCCCCCUGAAGCGGAAGAAGGGCCCAGCCCCUAAGAUGCUGGGAAAUGAAGUGUGCAGCGUGUGUGGGGACAAGGCAUCUGGCUUCCAUUACAAUGUGCUGAGCUGUGAAGGCUGCAAGGGCUUCUUCCGCCGCAGCGUCAUCAAGGGUGCACAGUACGUCUGCAAGAACGGUGGCAAGUGUGAGAUGGACAUGUACAUGCGUCGCAAGUGUCAGGAGUGCCGGCUGCGCAAGUGCCAGGAGGCGGGCAUGCGGGAGCGCUAUGUUCUGUCUGAAGAACAGAUCCGACUGAAGAAACUGAAGAAGCAGGAAGAUGAUCAGGCUCGCACAGUUGUGAUGCGUCCAAACCCUCCGAAUCCACCAAGCCCUUCUCACAAACUGACACCUGAACAGUUGAGCAUGAUAAAAAAACUUGUGGCCGCUCAGCAGCAGUGCAACCAGCGCUCAUUCACAGACAGGCUUAAAGUGACGCCGUGGCCCCAAGUUCCUGACCCUAAUAACCGUGAAGCAAGGCAGCAGCGUUUUGCUCACUUUACGGAACUUGCAAUUAUCUCUGUGCAAGAGAUUGUGGACUUUGCCAAGCAACUGCCUGGCUUCCUGGAGCUCACCAGGGAAGAUCAGAUUGCUUUGUUGAAGACAUCUACCAUAGAGGUGAUGUUGUUGGAGACAUCUCGUCGAUACAAUCCAGAGAUUGAGAGCAUCACCUUUCUUAAGGACCUGAGCUAUAAUCGGGAUGACUUCGCCAAAGCAGGUCUACAGUUUGAGUUCAUUAACCCCAUCUUCGAGUUCUCAAAGGGAAUGAAUGAGCUACAGCUCAACGAUGCUGAAUAUGCACUUUUAAUUGCCAUCAACAUUUUCUCUGCAGACCGACCGAAUGUGCAGGACCAGUCCCUGGUGGAGAGGCUGCAGCACACCUACGUGGAAGCCCUUCAUUCUUACAUUUGCAUCAACAGACCAAAUGACCGCCUGAUGUUUCCACGGAUGUUAAUGAAGCUGGUCAGUCUUCGGACACUAAGUAGUGUCCACUCCGAACAGGUGUUUGCCCUUCGGCUGCAGGACAAGAAACUCCCUCCCCUGCUUUCAGAAAUCUGGGAUGUGCAUGAGUGACUGCAUGCUCCCAGGGCACUGACAUGCCGACAUAAUGCCAUCUCCCAGCCUUUGCUAACGAGAAGCCAGCCUCCCCUCUCCAAAGCACUGAACUCUGGGCUAGACAGCGCAGGGAUUGAUGCGCCUGGGGUUUCAAUGUUGUCAUGAGACUAUGCAGGAGGCAGCUGGGGUAGAUCAGAUGGGGGGGGUUGGUUUUGAGGUAGUGCCCAUACCCCAAAGGAAUAACAUGAGACAUCUGAAAACAGUAGAAAUGAAGACCUUCCCCCCAUACACAUACACCUCUUUCUUCAGAGUCUUUCUCCUUAAGCAUGUCUCGAGGGCUUGCCCGUUGAUCCUCUCCUCUCUUGUUGAUUAUGAAAGUGAAUUUGCAGGAACUUGCCAAACCCUCUCUAUUGAGAGUAAACCCAGCUCAAAAGGCUUCUGCAGGGUCCCCAGUGUACCUGGAUCUGAGGAGCUCAGGGAAGUCAAUGUGGAUGUUCUAGGGGUUUCACUGGGUUUCCUAUAAAUAAAAUCUCUUGUAUGCGCUGCCCUUUACGAUUCCAAGAGAAGUAGCUGUUAUUUCGUUAUUAUGAGACUUCAUCUCUAGAGCUGCCCUUUCAUUCUGGCCCUCCUUUGGAUUACUCUAAUGCGUAGUGCCCUUUGUCUAACAGGGAGGCCCUCUGGGUAGGGAACAUUUGUACAUCGGAAAGAUGUCAGGCAUAAAGUAGUGGAUUUUUUUUAAUGUAAAACACCACAGUUGUAUCUCAUGGUGGUUCUCAGCCAGUUCACUGUACCUUUGAUUUGCUAACAGCUGGAAAACUUUAGUUCAAAACAAAUCAGGGGUGGAAUAGAAGAAAGAUAGGUGGGAAGAACUGGUACCUAGGCAAGGUAGGUGUGGUAGAAGGAUCUCAAAAACUUCCAAG